This is a messenger RNA of Ostertagia ostertagi, 354 nucleotides long. Lineage: Eukaryota; Metazoa; Nematoda; Chromadorea; Rhabditida; Trichostrongylidae. The record is from the annotation of a GenBank genome assembly.
AUGAUUGCGAUCAAGUCGGCUCAACGCCUUCCUCGUGGUCUAAACGUCGAAUGGACAGACGGAAUGCGAGCAAAAUUCAGUAACGUCUGGUUGCGUAAUAACUCUUACUAUGCUGGCCAGCGACUCAUAACCUUGUCUUACCACGACAAGAAAGUCGAUUUGUCUGGCAACUGUGUUUCACUCGAAUGGCCACCGUUUCUUCGAGCCGACUUUCCAAGUGAAUUCCUGCGUUCACAUAGCCGUGUACAACCGGGAACUAACCUUUGCAAAAAUCCUAACAAACAGAUUUUGACGAAACCGUGGCGAAUUCAGCAACGGCCGUGCUCCAUGAUCAGCGUCAUAUUGGUGCAAUGA